Messenger RNA from Scatophagus argus, 5577 nucleotides. RefSeq lists its product as uncharacterized. Gene Ontology annotation, cellular component: nucleus. Lineage: Eukaryota; Metazoa; Chordata; Actinopteri; Scatophagidae. Gene Ontology annotation, biological process: regulation of transcription by RNA polymerase II. The record is from RefSeq and is a predicted model, not a curated record. Bases 32 to 4003 code for a protein of 1323 amino acids. Gene Ontology annotation, molecular function: DNA-binding transcription factor activity, RNA polymerase II-specific; RNA polymerase II cis-regulatory region sequence-specific DNA binding. The transcript has 2 exons.
UAUUCUGGACAAGGGGGUGCAUGGGGGAAACAUGGCCGCCGUAGACCCAUCGGAGUCUCCAAAACGACAGAAAUCCCCUGCGGGGGAGGUGCAAACAUCUGGGAAGAAGACCGAGGCGGUGCAGUCGGGAUGCACCUCAAAUCGGAAAGAUGAAACAACACCUAUUAAAACCACGGAGAGCCCCAAUAUUGAGCAGAGAGUCAAUGUUGGCAUCGACGGCGGUCGUAUUGCCAGCCAUUCCGAGGUUAGUGUCGAGUCCGGUGCUGGAACCGACAAAACGACAUGCAAUUUACCGGACGACCUAACAUCGACUGAAAAAAUGACCGAGGCUCCUGGCAGCGACCAGCGGGCUUACGACUGGUCCGAAACUGAAGACGACGAAGAAGAGCCGAAAACACUCAAGCAGGAAAAUAACAAGCGUGACUACAAUAUUGUUACCGAGAGGGCUCAAGAGGAGCAGCGGGAUGCGCGAGUUGGUGAUAAUGUUACAGCUGCUGCAGAGAAAAACUCACAUUCUGAGGAGAAGAUCCCAGUGAAGGAACUGGCAAAGGAGCUAGUUGGAGAAAUUGAUGGGAUAGAGGAUGUGAUUGAAGACGAUGAGGAGGCAGAGCGAGAGCAGGACGCUGACAUGACAGCUAAGCCAAAAAAGUGCCGUUUGGUGUGCAAGGAGUGUGGGAAGAUGUUCAACCGGCGUGAGACAUUCAACCUUCACCGCCACUUUCACGCACACGAGGAUGAACUCACGCCGCUAACCUGUAAAGAAUGCGGCCUUACCUUUCAGCACCGCAGCAGCCUCAUUAAACACAGAAAUGAACAUAAAGAGAAGGAGGAGCAGCUAGUUACUCCAAAGAAGGAGAUGCAAACAGUGGAGGAGGGUAGUUUUCAGUGUGCAGAAUGUGAGAGGAUUUUCUCAACAGUGGAUAAGCUGAGGGACCACAACUGCUGCAAUAUAGUAGAAAAGCCUUACCACUGCCCGCUGUGCCGCCAAGAGUUCCAGUUUAAGGUGUCUGUCACAAAGCACAUGAUGACCCACUCCCAGGAGAACAUUUUUACAUGCCAAGAGUGCAGUCAAACCUUCCCAAACAACAUGGCCCUGCGCUACCACCAGCGAUGUCACACCGCCCUAAAACCCUAUAAAUGCCCCGAGUGCGGUAUGGUUUUCAAACACUACUCUGUCAUGGAAGACCAUCGUCGCAAGCACACAGACAGCACGCGCUCUCACCUGUGCAACAUCUGCGGUAAGACUUUCAAGUAUAGCAGCCUCCUCCAUCAGCACCAGUAUCUGCACACAGGCCAGAAGCCCUUCCGCUGCCCUGAAUGUGGCAAAAAAUUUGCUUUUGCUCAGAAUAUGAAGGCACACUGCCGCCAGCAUAGACUGCGUGAAACCAACUCCUCCACUGAGCAGCCCAGCAAGCAGGCCGCCGUGUCUGCGCAGGAGACAGUCAAGGGGCCGGAGAAAGAGAACACACACCAGAGUGAGGAACCUAAACGCACCUUCAACUGCCCCCUUUGUCCCCAGACCUACUGGGCACCAGCAAACCUAAGAGCCCACAUGCUUAUCCAUGAGGCAGAGUAUGAGAUGCUGGAAAGGACACCCAGACCUCCCACUGAGAUUAACAAGUACUGGGAUAAGGGACAUACCUGUCCCCACUGCCCGUGUGUUUAUCGUGAUGAAUCCAGUUUAAAUUCACAUCUGUUAAAUUUCCACAAGUCUGUAGCACAGUAUUUAGAAAAGGUGGCGGCACCACCUAAAAAACAAUUUACUCCAUUAAAUAGUGACAAUGUGCAGGGGAAAUGGAGAAGUGAUAGCAUUAGCAUUAAGUCCUACAAAUGUUCUGAGUGUGGAAAAACCUUCCGCCAUCGCUCAGUGUUGGAACUGCAUAUGCGCAUACAUUCCAAGGACAAGCCUUACCAGUGCAAAGUGUGUGGCAAGGGUUUUAGAUUCAGUAGCUACCUACAGCAACAUCUCAUCAUCCAUACAGGCAAGAAGCCAUACAAAUGUCCCGACUGUGGGAAGGACUUUGCCUUCCUGCAGAAUAUGAGAACACAUCAAAAGCUGCAUCAGGAAAAACCGUUCCGCUGCACAAGCUGCCGCAAAGGCUACAGCGAUGAGACCCAACUGCAGCACCAUAUGUUAUCACACAAUGGUGACAAACCUCAUAAGUGUGACCUGUGUGACAAGAGCUUUGGAUUAGCCUAUCUGCUACGUGAUCACAUGAACACACAUACAGGAGAGAGACCUCAUCGCUGUGAUGAGUGUCACAAAACCUUUUCCUGGUUUAGCAGCCUUCUAGUGCACCAGAAGAUUCACGCUCGCAAGCGCCAGGGUUUCAACCAGUAUAAUUCUUUCCCGAUGGGUGCUAGGAUGAGAGGCAGGGGUAGCCGGGGGAGGAGAGGGGGGAGACUUGUGUGGGGCUUGUCUAGACCAUUAGGAGGCUCAGGGAUGGUUAACGCUCAGCCGUCUUCGUAUCCAGUUUCUGUUCCGAGAGAUGCUGACUUGCACAGAAGGGCCGUCCAGCCACAGUCUUCCAUGCUCUCAUCUCGCAUGGAUUUACAAGGCAGACAGCAAAAGGAGCCAUGGCUGUCCGAACUACACCCUCAACCAGUGCAGUGGAAGGUGGACGGCGGAGAAGUAAUGCCUGUCCCGUCAUCACAGCAGCAACAUGUAGGUCCUCAGCAGACACAGUUUGACAGCCCACCACAGCCAGGCCUACAGCAGCACCAUCUGAGAAGUCCGAGCUGGGCGGAUAACACUUUGAUAGCUCAAUCAGGCCCUGCAUCUGCUCAGAAUUCAGAGUCAUUGCACAUGAAAGAGAAUGCAGCUUCUGUUGUCAGUUCCCUCCCGGCAGCUGUGCCAAAAAAAUCCAGCCCUUCAGCAGCAAGUGAGAUGGAGCAGCUCCGGCAACUCAAGCCUGUUUCUUGGAGUAGCACACCCACAUCCACAGUGCUAGCUUCCACAAGUUCUUUGCAACAUGAUUUUACUGCUCCAUCCUACGUAGAUGGGGCAGCUCUGUGGAGUGUCAGACCUGCUCUACCAGCAAAUUCACGGGGCUCUCCAAAUAAACUUGGUCAAGAGCUUCAGCUCCCAAGAUGGGCGGGUGCCUCAGUGUCAACAAAAAAAGAGCCUUCCACACCUCCUAAAAAAGAGGACACUAGAGUGUGGGACAUGACUAAUCCUCAAGUGAUACCGUCGACUGUUAGCCAGCCAGAGAAGCCAUGGAACGGCUGUGAGCUGCAAAAGCAGUGGGCUUCGGGCUUAGCGGGUGCAUCCACCUCAGCUCAAAUAGACCAAAGCAGUGCUAUGCCAAUUUCAACUCCUGUUUCUCAUGGGGUCGGUAGCACCUUGUGGGACAUACAAACACCACCGGGAAUUCCAAAGACUAUAAACUCUCCUGAGAAAUUAGUAAAUAAUCAAGAUUUUCAGCUGCAGCAAAAGCAGGUGUCAUCUGGGUGGGCCAACGUACAGAGUCAGACAACAACUCAGAAGGUCCCCAUCUCCAUUCAAUACGAGCCUCAUCGUUUUGGUCAGGGGAUGGGAACGCCAGUAUGGGGCUUCCAAAGUAAUCCCGUGGGUCCUCAAACACUGCUCACUGGACAACUCAAACCAGGGAAUGGACAGGAGCUGCAGCAACAGCCAAUGGUAACGGGCACUCAAAUAAUCAUUAAUCAGCCUUCUCCUUUUUUCUCACCUCCACUUGCUCCGCUCCCUCCUCUUGCUUUGCCAGGCCCUCACCCUCUUCACUCUGUCCCAGUUGGUGCACUCUCAAGACCUCCACACCCAAAUAUUUUUUUCACACCACAGGCAGUCAUGAGUGAGAGGCCACAUAUGCCACAGACCAUGCCCCUACCUCAGCUUGCCCCACGGACAGAACCUCACAAACUUGGACCCCGUUUGCCUUUUCCUCCAGAACGACUUCUCCAGUGCAUGAUAUGUGGGUGCUCUCUUCCUCGGGAGCUGGAUCUACAAAUGCAUUAUUUGCAACAUGCACAAGGAGAGAUUUGACAAUUCUACACUAGCAACAAGACUUAGUUAUGUUUUGUUUUUUUUAAUAAUUUUUCUUUCACAGUGGAACCUCAUUUAUUUCACCCUGAGUUGUGCAGUUUGACCAGUUUAGUAGAUGGGCAUUAGACACAAAAAGAUAAAAGUAGAACUUGAUUUAGUCUGCACUUUUCAUUUAAGUCUUCUGUCUCCACACGAGACUGCACAGAAUGAUGUUUGUAAAGUGUGUGUGUGUGUGUGUGUGUGUGUACAUGUGCCAUUAAAAUACUUUCACUUUCUUUUUAACUUUACAUAAGUUAUCCAAAUACUUAACUUGUCUAAACAACUUCCGAGGGGUGCAAAUUAAUGAGGUUCUAUGGCCUACAUUUCAUUUAUUGCCAAUGACCUUUAGAUUUAGAUAAUAUUAGUACUUUUAUAGUUCCGUUCACGUGUCCUGAACCAUUUGAACUGUGUUUCUUCAUGUACAGUAUACUGUGUGCCUUUUAUGAGUACAGUCUGCAUGUCUGCUGUCUUGGUAUUCUAGGCCUAGUUUGUGCUUGAGGUAGACUCAACAGUAUGACCUCACUCCCAAAACACAGAGCAACUCUUCCUAAGAAUCUGUAAAGAGAUGUAAGUUUUUGCUUUUGUGGAAGUGAGGGAUGGCUUGUUGGGCUCACAGAUUACAUGUGUCAGAUCAUACAAUGGAAAGCUGACUACAUACAGUAUAACUCUGUUUGGAAGUAUUUGUAUUCACAGUGCCAUGGGCUGGGUCCAGUUAUGCUGAUGUGGUUAAAGCAAAAGUAUCGGUAAACAAAAUGUGACCGUUACAUUUUAAGGUCAUCUCACAGCAAGAGUUUUCUGUAAAUUUAACUCUUGAGUGAUUAUUGGGAACAGGGGGAAAGUAGUGUUAUUACACAAUUAUUGAUGACACUGUUGUCAAAUAGUGACGUUUGUAAUAAACUAAACUUGGAUUUAUAUGAUGUUUUGUCAUUAAUAGUUUAUACAAUGACAAGACAAAUAUGAAACAGAUUAGAUACAGUGGGUGUUUUGCUCCAAUCAGUCCAAUCAAAUUCAGCAUAUUUUGACAAAUCAUCAAGACUGAUAAACUUGAUUAUUAAAUUUUAAACUGAUUCUGGGCAGUGUGUAACCCCUACUGUAAACUAAUGUGUAUCUUGUACCAGAAUGACUAUUUCAGAUUGGAAUGUACCCAUAUUUAUAAACUUAUGUCCACUUUGAGUACAAUUCAAUGUAUUUUUGUGAACACUGAAUGAUUUCAUUCCAAAACAGCAGAUUUAGCUAAGAACAGAGAUCUGUCUCACUGUUAUGACGACGGGCAUUUGAGUAGCUUUGUUGGCCCCAGUGCUGUAAGUAACUGAAAAUCUUCAUUACUGCUGUAUAAAAAAACACAAGAUCCAUCUGUUAAAACAAACAAACAAACAAACAAAAGAACAAAGUUCCUGUGCAUCCUAACAUUUAGUGUCUUAAGAUUAAAAAACAUGUGCCCUUCUACCUCUAUCCACUGUUUUAGCAUGGAAAGAAAUAGAAAGUUCCCAUGAUGUCUACGUAUUGGAUUAAAUAAAACUUGCCUUUGAUUAUAA